Molecule: messenger RNA, 1419 nt
Organism: Vicia villosa (hairy vetch)
Lineage: Eukaryota; Viridiplantae; Streptophyta; Magnoliopsida; Fabales; Fabaceae
Exons: 2
Coding region: 1-1419 (472 amino acids)
Source: RefSeq, a predicted model, not a curated record
AUGGCUGAAGACGGCGGUGCAACGGUGGAUUCGCCUGAGUUGAAUGUAAGGUUUGACUGUUUGUUUCACCAUGGAGGAGAAUUCAUGAAGCCUCACGACGGUGAGAUGAUUUACAGAGGCGAGGUUACGACGCUUAUCACCGGUGUACACAUUGAAAGCUGGACUCAGAUUCACAUUCAAAAGGUGGUAAGUGGGUGGGGAUAUGGAGCUGGAUCGUUUAGGUUAUGGACGAAAAUUCCUGAAAUAGAUCCUAAUUAUUUCCAGAUUAAAACUGAUUCUGAUGCUUAUGAUUUAGCUGCGUUUGCUUGUUCAAUGAGAGUAGAUGGUAAAUUAUUUGUUGAACACGGUGCAGCUAUACACAGUAGUAAACCUAGAUGUGUGAAUGAAAGUGUAGAGUUAGAGGUAAGUGAUGAAGAGAUCAUAGAAGGGAUGAAUGAUAGUGAGGAUGAGAGGGCCACAACUCUUGAUGAUGGCUUUGGAUUGGUUGAUGUUACUUUACCAGUUAGUGAGGGCCCUCUUGUAGCUGGUUUGUUGACUUAUCCUAGUAAGGGUAAAGGUAAAGGUGAGAGUGAAAAUAAAGGUGAGGAUGAUGAAUAUAUAAGUGAGGAUUUACUAAGUUCUGACCCUGAUGCCUCAGAGGAUGAAAAAGAGCCUAGGUUUGACAAGUUUAAGAAGGAGGAGCUUAACAAGGAUUACAAAUUUAAAUGGGGUAUGGAGUUCAAUACCCUAGAUGAUUUUAGAGAGGCCAUCCGUGAGUGGACGGUAUUAAAUGGAAGGGAAAUUACCUUUGUUAAAAAUGAGAGUUAUAGAGUGAGGGUUGAGUGCAAGGCCAAAUGUGGUUUUUUAAUGCUUUGCUCUAAAGUGGGCCAUAAGCACAGUUAUGCCAUAAAGACUAUAAAAGAUACCCAUACAUGUGCUAGGGUUUUGGAUAACAAAAGUGCAAGUUCUAAGUGGGUGGCUAAGGCUGUGGUCAAAAAGAUGAGAACAUCUGACAAGGUAAGGAUUUGUGACAUAAUCCAAGACAUGAGGCAAAAUUAUUCUGUUGGUAUCACUGUUUGCAGGGCAUGGAAAGCAAAGCUGAUUGCCAAAAAAAUCAUUGAAGGAGAUGCAGACAAGGAGUAUGCAAAUCUGUGGAGGUAUGCAUCUGAGUUGCAUAGGGUCAAUCCUGGAAACACUGUGAAGAUAAACAUAGAGAGGCCUUUACCUACCAUCCAACCAAGGUUUGGCUCUUUUUACUUCUGUUUUGAUGGAUGUAAAAAUGGAUUUACAAAUGGUUGUAGACCCUUCAUUGGGGUAGAUGGAUGUCAUUUGAAGACAAAGUAUGCAGGUCAACUAUUGAUUGCUAUUGGAAGAGAUCCUAAUGAUCAAUACUUCCCUUUGGCCUUUGGAGUGGUGGAAACAGAAACCAAAGAGUCAUGA